Molecule: messenger RNA, 2215 nt
Organism: Xylaria bambusicola
Lineage: Eukaryota; Fungi; Ascomycota; Sordariomycetes; Xylariales; Xylariaceae
Exons: 3
Coding region: 582-1589 (335 amino acids)
Source: RefSeq, a predicted model, not a curated record
AGCACCUUGCCAUCUCCCACCCUUCCUCCUGGAAUCCCUCGUAUAUUGUGUACUACACCCGGUGAAUUAUGGGUUUCCUCCCCCUUCUUUUUUUUUCUCGCCAACAAUUCUGAACAUAGACUCAGAUAUCAACCCGUCACGACUCUUCAAACGCCCAUUCCCCAAUUCUCACAGCUACGUAGGCUGUAUUUGGCUCUGCCCUUGACCCAGGAAGCUCCUGCUCCACACACUCGGUAGUAUUAUUACUGCUAUUAUCAUAAAGAGGGUGGAGUGCCUGGCCUGAGCCGCUGAUCACCAAGACUACCAGAACUCUGCCCACAGAGACAGAGAAGCGCCUUCUUUGUCAACCAGCCUCCAUUGAAGUCGCCUCAACCCUCCAGUACAGGGAGGACUUUGGGUGCUUUCUUGGAGGUAGCUGUCUAUGUGUGGAGGAUUACGUACAACGCCAGAAGAAAUGGUUGGACAGUUAUAACAAGCUUUGGUACCUCGCUCACCUCGCCGACUCAUUCUAUGGAAACUGCUUGGAACGAAACCUUAUGGUCUAUCGAUAAUUGGGGAGAAUUAACUGAUCUAUCACAAUCAUGAGUUCGUCAACGCCAGCACCUAGAGAGGGCAAGGAGAAGAGAGGCAUGGAUAAGGUUCUUUAUAGGGUCAAAACUGUCUUUCACAGAAAAGGAAGCAGCUCCCGCAAAGGCGCCUCGAGCACACCACCUGCACCUGCAGCAGCUUCUGCACCUCUAAGCCAACCCGCUCCACCAACCCCGCCGAAGAAAUUACCAGAAUAUGAGGGUGCCACGAGGAUACCCAGGAUCCAAGUCCACGAGGAACGCGCGAAGAAGCUUGGUGCCCGGUUUGGUUUGGAAAUCAAGCCUAGUGAAUGGCACAGCUCCGAGGGUGAGGUUCUCCGGGUUGAUAAGCCAGUGCGCAUGCGAAUUCAUCGAGAGUGUCACCGAUGCAAAUCACGUUUUGGCGCCGGCAAUGUAUGUCCUUCAUGUCAGCACACUCGAUGCAAACAGUGCACGCGAUAUCCAGAACAUCAGACCGAUGCCGAGCGACAGGCCAAUCGAGAGAGGAGAGAGGCCCUUCUUCAGAAACACAAAGACAUGGCUCCUAUACUCCCAAGCUACGACUAUUCUCCACAAGCUCAGCAGAUUGUGCUCACACGUCCGAGGAAAACUGGGACCCAAGAUCUGGUAUACAAGGGUCGUCCUCGCAUGCGUGUGAGGAGGUACUGUCACGUCUGCGAGAACCUCAUCACCUCCCACGCCAAACAAGCCAGAACUUGCGAACGGUGUGAUCACAAACGCUGUGCUGACUGUCCCCGGUACCCGGACAACAAGAAGAGCUACCCCUACGGGUAUCCCAAUGACGAGCCCGGUUCUAAAUUUAAAGGCGUAUUCGCUUGCCACGAAUGCAAAACCAAGUUUGACCCUCAAGCAGAAGAUGGAACCCAAUGCUCAAAGUGCGCUCAUGAAAAAUGUUCGGAAUGUCCACGUGUCAAGCCGAGAAGAGUCGAACCAGAGCCUGACCCUGAAGUGUUGGAGAGUUUGCGGCUUCGCAUGGCCGCGUUACAAACAUCGGAAAGCUGAAAUUCUUACUCAGCAAUCCGAACCCAACGCAACUUCAUCAAGAGGAAUCCAAUUACGUAUCGCGAACGACUACCUUUUUCUUCCAUACUUCCUCUGUUAUUUCUACAGCUUCUCUUUUUUCGCAUCUAAUAUAGCGAACGUUACGACCAGUGAUGACGACAUCGAAGGAGGAGCCUUACAUAGAAUGCCUUCACUUCAUGGAGUUCAUCUCGGCGCAUUGGUUAUUAUUUUGGCAUAGCCAGGGCGACGAAUAUCAUUCAAUCUUGCGAUCAACGACGACAACAUGAACCGCAUCAAAUUCACGUCAGCAUACAACAUCGCAUUUUGCAAUUUGGGGGAAUAUCAUGCAUGAUGUGUUUUUUUACACUCAAUAAAACUUCCUCGUUUAUAAACACACUCGAGUUCUGGCCAUCGAAUACAAGAACAGAAAAGAGACUGCCAGCUUGGCAAAUAAGAUAGAUGGUGUUGAUUCCUAAGCCUGGGUCACUUACAAUCUUCCUAUGCACCACCUCACGCCGCAACCUUGCCUUCAGUUGCUUCAACUUAAGUGUAUCUACGCCCCCAAGCAUGUUUCAACCGGAAAUAAAAUAGGAGGAAAAAAUUAAAGAAACUCAAUUUCAGUAUGA